AUGGCAGGGGACAGAACCAAACGCUGUGAACUGGACCAAGAGAAAUACGAUGCUGAUGACAGUGUGAAGAUCAUCUGCUUGGGAGACAGCGCGGUGGGCAAGUCCAAACUCAUGGAGAGAUUUCUCAUGGAUGGAUUCCAGCCACAGCAGCUGUCCACAUAUGCCUUGACUCUGUAUAAGCACACCGCCACGGUAGAUGGAAAGACCAUCCUUGUGGAUUUUUGGGAUACAGCAGGGCAGGAGCGGUUCCAGAGCAUGCAUGCCUCCUACUACCACAAGGCCCACGCCUGCAUCAUGGUGUUUGAUGUACAGAGGAAAGUCACCUAUAGGAACCUGAGCACCUGGUAUGCAGAGCUUCGGGAGUUCAGGCCGGAGAUCCCAUGCGUCGUGGUGGCCAAUAAAAUCGAUGCAGACACACAGGUGACUCAGAAAAGCUUCAAUUUUGCCCGGAAGUUCUCCCUGCCUCUGUACUUUGUCUCAGCUGCUGAUGGUACCAAUGUUGUGAAGCUCUUCAAUGAUGCAAUCCGCUUAGCUGUGUCAUACAAACAGAAUUCCCAGGACUUUAUGGAUGAGGUUUUACGGGAGCUCGAGAAUUUCAAGUUGGAGCAGAAAGAAGAGGAUGCACCAGACCAAGAGCCGAGUAGCAGGAUUGAAAGCCCAUCCCCUACCUGAUCCAAGAGUAGCCUCGAAUCGCUGACUUGAGGGGAUGUGGGGGGAGCCUUUUGGAAGACCCCUCUAGCUGUGAAUGGAGCAGCUCUUCAGACCACCCUUGCUCAGCCUUCUGCAAACCCACCAUCCCCUGGUGUAGGAUGAGGUCAGCACAAGCACACUGGUGUGGGACCCCACCAACCUCCCUGCAGCAGAAUUAGCACUCAGUGCUUCCAAGCCUUCCACCCACACCCCCAGCUGAGCAGCAAAGAAUCAGGGAACAUACGUACAUGCCUCUUCAGAAAAUAGACAUUUAGGUGUUUAAGGUUUGUUUGGAUUUUGUUUUUUCCUCCCAAAACUGACCUCAGGGAUAUCUGAUGCAUAUCUGCCAAGAGAAUGAUCGCUGAUCCCUGGUUAUCACAUCCCGCUCCCCCAGCAGAAUUUGUGAGGCUCUGUCCUUUUUCCCUCGUCUCCCAGCCAACUUUUUUAAAACAAUGCCUUUGAACAUAGAACUAUUCAUUCCAGAUUUUCGAGUACCUACUAUUUCAAGAACUCUUCUACAUAAGGCUGAGAUCAUAGGAACCAGGUUUGCAUCACAGUAAAGAAAAAACAAUGUGUAGCUGUAUGUAAUCACAUACAUUACUGUUGGUAAACAUGAGGUCAAACAGCUGUGCCACAAGGAACACGUCACUGGGGUUGCAUGAAGUCAGCUUUCAGAAUAGCUUUCAAAGUCUUCCUGUCAGCAUGGGAACCUUUCCUCCAGUUCAUUAGGAUCCUUGAACACUGCCUUCUGUGAGUGACCAACGACUGAGUGGCAGAAGAGAUGCCCUGCUUGCCUCCUCCCCUGCCCAGUACCCGUGGCUUGGUAGUAUGCUUUUAUGAUCAUCCUGAACAUCAUUUGCAUUAUUUUCACUGUUGUUUUGUUUGUAUUUUUUACAAUAAACAUUGAGUUACAUAGAGU
Messenger RNA from Dipodomys spectabilis (banner-tailed kangaroo rat), 1609 nucleotides. RefSeq names its product RAB, member of RAS oncogene family like 2B (gene Rabl2b). The record is from RefSeq and is a predicted model, not a curated record. Bases 1 to 672 code for a protein of 223 amino acids. Gene Ontology annotation, cellular component: endosome; Golgi apparatus. NCBI's taxonomy places the organism in Eukaryota, Metazoa, Chordata, Mammalia, Rodentia, Heteromyidae. The transcript is spliced from 8 exons. Gene Ontology annotation, molecular function: GTPase activity; GTP binding.